Molecule: messenger RNA, 3573 nt
Organism: Plasmodium yoelii
Lineage: Eukaryota; Apicomplexa; Aconoidasida; Haemosporida; Plasmodiidae
Product: conserved Plasmodium protein, unknown function
Exons: 1
Coding region: 1-3573 (1190 amino acids)
Source: RefSeq, a predicted model, not a curated record
AUGAUUCCAAUAAAAUAUAAAAAUCAAUUUGUAUUUUUUGAAUUUGUGAAAAUAAUUAACAACAUAAAUAAUAGUAAUAAAUUAUUAUUUCAAAAAAUAAAUAAAAGAAACCAACAAUAUUUAUUAUAUAAUGUAAAUAUUCCAAAUCAGAAGAAUCAAAAUGAAGAGAAAAAAUGUGUGCGUUAUUUUUUGAGGUUUCAAAAAGAAUUAGAUUAUUUAAAAAAUAAAGAAUUACCAAAUUGUUGUCAUGCUGAUAAUAAAUUUGACUUUCCCAAAAUAGAAAAAGAUGAAAAGGAUGAAAAGGAUGAAAAGGAUGAAAAGGAUGAAAAGGAUGGAAAUUGUGGAAAUUAUGGAAAGGAUGAAAAAGACGAAAAUUGUGGGGGUGGAGAGGAUGGCAUAAGCGAUGUGGCAAGUAGAGUGAAAAUUGAAUCAUCCAAUUUUCAUAAAAGAUAUAACAAAAUAAAUAAAUAUUUAGAAAAUAAGAUAUGGUUGAUAUAUAAAACAUUCCAAGAAUGGAGUCUAAAAGAUAUAUAUUAUUUAUAUGAAAAAAUAAGGAAUAAAGAUUUAUUUAUUUUAUUUGUAAUCAAAUUGUUAGAUUCUGAUAAUACUAAGAAAAGUUUUAAGAUAAUGAAUAAAACUAAUUUUCAUGUUAGAAGAAAAAUUAAGAGAGAAGAUAAUUUAAAUAUAAUAGAUAAUUUAUUAUAUCCAUUUUUAAUUUGUUCUGAUUUUUAUUCUCAUAAAGAUAAUAUUGUUAUUUAUAAAAAUAUAGACUUUUUUAAUCAUGUGGAAAAAAUAUGUAAAAAUUUAUUAACAUAUUUUUUUGAAAAAAUAAAUAAAAAUAAUUCACAUUUUAAAUUUAAAGAACUUAAUCAAAUCUUUAUUACAUCUAUGAAAUUGAAAAGAAAUGAUCCCAAUUUAUUUUUAACUAAUGAUAUUAAUAAACUUGCCAAGAUAAUAUCUUUUCGUUUUUUCCAAAUAAAUCAACAAAAAGAAGAAAAAAAAAUAUAUGUUACAAAUGUUGGAAUUAAAAAUGGAAAAAAUGGUUUUAUUGAUUUGUCUAUUAGUAUGACAGAGAUAUCCAAAUUGUUAUAUGAGCUUAUAAUUGAUAGUAAAGAAAUUGUGAAAAAAAAUAAAAGCAAUGAUAUGUUAGAUAAUGUGAAAAAAAAUAAAAGCACUGAUAUGUUAGAAAUUGCGAAAAAAAACAAAAGCAAUGAUAUGUUAGAAAUUGCGAAAAAAAACAAAAGCAAUGAUAUGUUAGAAAUUGCGAAAAAAAACAAAAGCAAUGAUAUGUUAGAUAGUGUACAUAAUGAAGAAUAUAUAAGCUUAAUAAAAAACAUAUUAACAUACACAAUAGGAGAAUUAAAAAAUCAAAAUAUAGUAAAAGAUAUUUUUUUUGCAAAAAAUAUGAUUUCUAUUUUAUACAGUUUAACACAUAUAUCUAAUAAAAGUUUUCAUAAUAUUUUUAUCGAAAUAUUUGAAAAUAGUUUAAAUUUUUUUUUUUCUUUUUUUUUUUCUAUAAAUAAAGAGAAUAAAAAUCAAGUGUUUACAACAAGUUGUUAUGAUUUAAAUAGACUAAUAAAAAAUAUACCAACCCAAUUUAAUUUUUAUUUAAACAAUGAAAAUAAUCAAGAUAAUGAAUAUUUUGAAGAAAUAAAAAAAAAUUUAGAUGAAAAAAUAAAAAAUAUUACACUAUCAAAUAAAUCAAAUUCAAAAUCAGAAUUUUCUUACAUUUUAACAAUAAAAGAUAGUGAUUAUAAAAUGAGUGAUGAAUUCACACUUGAGGAAAUUGUAAAAUUUAUUUAUUCUUUAACAUUUUAUCAAAAAAAAUUAUACAAUCCGACUUGUAAUUUGAAUAAAAAGGAAAAAAUAAAGAAUAUUUUUCUAAAAUAUUUAAUUCCAAAUAUAUAUGAUAUGAUUGAAAGAGAGAUAUAUAAAUUAGUUUCACAUAUUAGUAGGUCAAAAGAAAAAGAGAAAAAAAAAAACAAUAUAAAUAUAAAUAAAGAUAAUAAUGAAAAAAAUUGUAACACUUAUAUAACUAGGGAAAAUUUAUCCAAUUCUAAUGGAAAUACAGUUUCAAAAAACUUAAUAUAUCAUUCUAUGAAAAAAAAUGAGUCUAUUAAUUUAUAUGAUAAAAAUUAUAUCUUAAAAUAUUUAAGCCAUUUAAUUAAUAUAUAUUAUGAACAUAAAUUUAUUGAUUUACAAAUUUUUUUUCUUACUAUAGUUGUUAUAUCUAAAUUUAAAAAUAUCGAUUUGGUAGUUCUUAGCAAUAUUUUAAAUAUUUGCUCAAAAUCAAAUUAUUUAUAUGAUACUUUUUUUGUAAGCUUUUAUCUUUUUAAUUUAUUUGAAGGAAAAAAAUGGAAUAACAUUUUAAAAGACGAAAUAGGAAAUAAUAUAAAAAUAGGCACUGUUUGGAAUAAAUUUUUGAAAAAUAUAAAAACAAGAGUAUCAAACGAAAAAGAAUUAAAUAAAAUAUAUCCUGUAAAUGUAAUCAAAAUUAUGAACGGGUUAAUAUAUUAUAAAUGCUUGGAUAAGAAAAUUAUUGAAACAAUUAUCAAAAUGAUAUCUCAAAACGGGGUAAAUAGCACUGGACAGGUGGAGCUAGCCAAUGGCAAUAGUAGUAGUAAUGGUAGUAGUAGUGAUAAUAGUGAUAGUAGUAGUAGUGGUGGUGGUAAUGAAAAGGAAAAGUUUAAUUUGAUUUGCUUGAGCUCAGUUUUGAACUAUAUGAGCUACACAGAUAAUAUACAAAGUUAUGAUAUGAAAGUAAAACUUGUAAAAAUAAUAAAAGAAAAAAUACUAAAAAAUAAUAUAAGAGAUAAUAAUAGAUUAUUGUGUAGUAUAUAUAUAAGCUAUGGACGAUUAAAUAUUUAUGAUAAAUCAUUAUUUUAUAAUAUUUAUAAAAAACUAAAUUUAAAAAAAAUAACUCUUUUAAAUAUAUUGAGUAUAUUAUCUUAUUUAAAUAAAAUGGGUAUUUAUGAUGGAAAAAUAUUACGUACAUGUUUUAGUUAUACUUUUGAACAAAACAAAAAUCGAAUUAUAUUAUAUAAUACAUCAUUAAUGAUACAUUUAUUUUUUAUUUUAACGUCUAUAUGUCAGUUAUAUUUAUAUGAUAAUAUACACACAGUUUUAACACAUAUAUUAUACAUUAUUAAUUGUGUGUAUGUGAAUAGCAAAAAUAAUCCACAUUUACAAAAUGAAAACAAAAAAAAAUUAAAAAAAAACGAAAUAAAUCAAGUCUCCAAUUUUGAUAAUAAUAAUCUACCUAUAAAUUACAACUUUUAUUCAAUGCUUUAUAUAAGCUUACAAUCAUUUUAUUUAUUUUUUUUAAGCGAACAAUUUAGUCCUAACACCAAUUUUAUAAGCCAAAUAAAUAUUAAAUAUUUGCGUAUAAUAAAUUAUUUAAUAGAUCAAAAAUAUGAUCAAUAUUAUUCAAUUAAACCAACCAAUUCAGAUAUUCAAAAAAAAGUUAUGACUCUUUUAAAACAUACUCUUAAAAACAAAAAUGUUCAAAUUGUUUAUGAAUAUUAUUUGACUCCCAUUCCGUAUCUUAUUGAUAUGGUUAUUCUACCAAAAUAA